AUGGAUACUGGAAAAGAAGGUUUUAGUGCUUUAAAUUUCUCCAUCUUCAUCCUGUUGCUGUUCAGCUUGCUUCCAUUACAGUGUUGUUCUCAAGUUCAUGACAUAACUCCUUCGCGACCAUUAGCAGAGGGACAAACUAUUGUCUCCCCAGGCAACUUAUUCGAGUUGGGAUUCUUCAGUCCUAAUAAUUCUCCUGCUAAUAAAUAUGUGGGGAUAUGGUACCAGAAUAUACUUCCUCGUAAAGUUGUAUGGGUGGCCAACAGAGAAAAGCCUCUUGCAGUUGCAGACACCGUGGCUAGUUUGAGAAUUAGCCGCAAUGGGACUCUGGAACUUGUAGAUGGGAAGCAGAAUUCUGUUUGGUCAAAUAAUGUUUCAGUGCCAUCUAAUAGUUCAGCAGCUGCCCUUUUUUUAGACGACGGAAACUUUGUUGUCAAAGUCAAUGCAGGAGCAGCUGAUCAUUUGUGGGAGAGCUUUGAUUAUCCUAGUGACACACUUCUACCUAGUAUGCUGCUGGGAUUUGAUAGUAAAUCCGGAGAGAGGAAUUUCUUGAGUGCCUGGAAAAGUGAGAGUGAUCCAUCAACUCGGAUAUUCUUGGCUGGAUUGACACCAGAGGUGCCUUCACAGUUGGUGGUUUGGAUCAAUGGAUCAACUCCCAACUGGAGAAGCGGGCCAUGGGAUAAAUCAAAAUUCAUCGGUGUACCCGAAAUGGAUGAUCAAUAUCAAAGCGGAUUUUAUCUAGAUGAAAAUGCGCAACUGGGAACAAAGUAUUUCUCUUUUAGUUUAUUUGAAAAAACUGUGGCAGCAUAUAUGGACAUCUCUUCAGAGGGUGUAUUAAAGCUUAUCUAUUCGAAACAUGGCGAGAACUGGAAUACUUUCUGGGAAGCCCCAAAGAGUCCAUGUGACAAUUAUGGAGCAUGUGGACCUUUUGGGGCUUGCAAGUCUUCUGAAUCUCCAAUCUGCAAGUGUUUGAAAGGGUUUGUUCCCAAGUCACUUGAGGAAUGGAGCAAAGGAAACAGGACAGGAGGGUGUGUGAGGAAAACCAAAUUGUUUUGUGAGAGUAACACAAAUCAGUCAGUUGCUUUGAGAGGAAAUGAUGAUGGGUUUUGGAAGAUGUCAAAUGUAAAACUACCAGAUUUUCAUGAGUAUAUUUCGUCUUUGAGUGCUGAAAACUGCAGGAGACAGUGUCUAGAUAAUUGUUCUUGCUUGGCCUAUACAUAUGUUAAUAAUAUAGGGUGUUUGGUCUGGUCCAAAGACAUUAUUGAUGUUGAGGAGUUUUCAUCUGCUGGACAAGAUCUUUUUAUUCGCCUACGCACAGAAUCUGGUGAAGGAAAGCGAACAAGGUUAAUUGUUAGCCUCACAGUAGCUAUUUGUUUUAUGGGUGUCUUGGUUGCCAUAGUGUUCAUUUUGCACAGGUUGCGAGUGAAACAAACGGGAAACAUCAAAGUAACAAGAAAGUUCAUUGAAUUGAAUGAUACCAUUGGGAAUUCAAGUGACACUCUUCAAGAAUAUAUCAGACGGCAUGAUCGGUCAGAGUUACUCAUCUAUAAUUUUGAUAACAUAAUACUUGCUACGAACAAUUUCAGUAUCACAAACAAACUCGGGGAAGGAGGAUUUGGCUCUGUUUACAGGGGUAAACUGCAAGAAGGGAAGGAAAUAGCAGUAAAAAGACUAUCUAGUAGCUCAGGGCAAGGCAUAGAAGAGUUCAAGAAUGAGAUGGUGUUGAUCUCCAAACUGCAACAUAAAAAUCUUGUUAGGAUCAUGGGCUGCUCUGUCCAGGAUGAUGAGAAGUUACUAAUUUACGAGUUCAUGCCAAACGGAAGCUUGGAUACUCUUCUAUUCAAUCCAAUGACAGGAGGAGCAGUGCUUGAUUGGGGUCGACGCUUCAAGAUUAUUCAGGGUGUUGCUAGAGGGCUUCUUUAUCUCCACCAUGAUUCCUGUUUGAAGGUAAUACAUAGAGAUUUGAAGGUCAGUAACAUUCUCUUGGAUGAGAACAUGAACCCAAAAAUUUCAGAUUUUGGAUUGGCACGUAUCGUUCAAGGCAGGCAGAGUCUAGCAAAUACUCACAAGGUUGUGGGAACAAUUGGCUAUAUGUCUCCGGAGUAUGCCAUGGGCGGGAUGUUUUCUGAAAAAUCUGAUGUCUAUAGCUUCGGGGUCUUGUUAUUGGAGAUUAUUAGUGGCAAAAAGAAUACCAGCUUCUAUUGCAGUGACCAACAGCUAGGGUUCCUAGCUUAUCUUAAGCAACCUAUAUAUAUGAAGCUAAAUGCAGCAGAGUCUAACGAUUCAGGCCAAACAUACAUGAAAUUUUGUCAGACAUGGCACUCAUGGAAUGAAGGCAAGGGGUUGGAGUUGGUUGAUGAAGUAUUGGCAAAUUCAUAUUCACCGUCAGAAGUGAUGAGAUGUGUGCAUAUUGGUCUUCUUUGUGUACAGGACAAUGCAGCAGAUAGGCCAACCAUGCCAGAUGUAGUUUCCAUGCUAAGUACUGAGACAGAUCGUCGGCAACCUAACCGGCCUAUAUUUACUGUUCAAAAGUCAGUCUCUGAUCCUCAACCACAGUAUGACAAUAUCUACUCCGGAAAUGAAGCUACCAUAACAAUCGCCAUAGAUGCACUUAAACUCAAAGCAGUCAAUCCUUGGUUGCAAAACAAUGCCCUUGAUGGUAAUAACGGAAUUACAGAAAGGAUCAAAUAA
Prunus armeniaca (apricot) is the source of this 2688-nucleotide messenger RNA. The record is from the annotation of a GenBank genome assembly. NCBI's taxonomy places the organism in Eukaryota, Viridiplantae, Streptophyta, Magnoliopsida, Rosales, Rosaceae.